Aspergillus tanneri is the source of this 597-nucleotide messenger RNA. RefSeq names its product EKC/KEOPS complex subunit CGI121/TPRKB. Gene Ontology annotation, biological process: telomere maintenance via recombination; tRNA threonylcarbamoyladenosine modification. The coding region runs from base 1 to 597 and encodes 198 amino acids. Lineage: Eukaryota; Fungi; Ascomycota; Eurotiomycetes; Eurotiales; Aspergillaceae. The record is from RefSeq and is a predicted model, not a curated record. Gene Ontology annotation, cellular component: EKC/KEOPS complex; nucleus; cytosol. The transcript is spliced from 3 exons.
AUGUCUUCGUCAUUGGAGACCAUUUUCCUUCCUCACCUCCCGUCCUCGAUGCCGGUGCAUGUAGCUCUAUACAGAGAUCUGAAAAAUGCCCCUUUCCUUCGGCAGCAGCUUCUGUCGGGGAACUCGGACUUUGAAUAUGCCCUUAUUGAUGCGAGCAUGGUUCUAUCAAGAGCGCACGCCCUCUCAGCAGUCUUCAGAGCCGUAAACGAUUAUCUAAAUGAACGUCUCAAAUCACGCAAUAUCCAUUCAGAGAUUGUGUUUUCCCUCAGCUCCACAAACAAUAUCGCAGAUUCCUUUCGAAAGUUUGGCAUCACAGAUUCAACAAAAGACUUGCUCGUGAUCAGGGUCUCUGUGGAUCCGAGCAUCACUCAUGAUACAGUAGCAGCGCAUCUGUCACAGUCGAUCGAGGGUUCUUCUAUACCAUUUACUGACGAAUCGCUCUCUGAAAUUUCCGACGUCGCAAAGAUAAAGAAAGCUUAUAAGCUGGGAGUAUUGGCCUCUACUCCAACAAAUCAAGUCAACGGUGUCCUUGAUAAUCAGGCGAAACAACUUGAACUUUCCGUGUUGGGUGCAAUUGCACUGCGCGGAGCAACUUGA